CGACGCUCCACUUCCGUCUCCUUCCACAACAAGAGUCGCCGAAGAGCUCCGCGCGUCACAGACACGCGACAAAGUCUGUAAACACCAUGACGUCAUAUUCGCGAGCCUCAGUGACACCGUCCGGGAGACGAAAGAGCGACUGAUGACAUGACGGGGUCAAAGAUGAGAAGAACCUGAGACUUUCGUCGGUAGAAUCAUCCCGGGAUCUUGUUGAAUCAAUCACGUGACACUGAGCAGGCCGCCAUGCUGGCUGUCCGCUGCCGGCCGGUCCUGCGGCUUCAGGUCCUUCCUGUUCGGGUGCUGUGCUCCCCGCCUCGUCAGCACACCUGCUCACCUGUGCGGCUCCAGUCCAGUGGAGGCGGCUGGUACAGCAGCGUGUCCCAGUCCUCAGCCGUGCACCUGGCUGAGGACUACCUGGUCCACCUGCAGCAGCUGAGCGGGCUCCCCUGGUGGCUCAGCAUCGCCGCUGCCACCGUCACCGCCCGGACGGUUGUCACGCUACCGCUGGCUGCGUAUCAGCUGAUCAUCCUCUCCAGAGUGGAGGGACUACAGCAAGAGAUCCGCCAGUUGGCUGACAGGCUUCGGUAUGAGGUGACCAUGCGAGCGCGCGACGUGGGCUGGACGGAGCGGCAGUGCCGGAUCCAGUUCCAGAAGAACAUGCGGCGAAUUGUCUCUCAGCUCUACAUAAGAGACAACUGCCAUCCCUUCAAGGCCAGUCUGCUGGUCUGGGUCCAGCUGCCGAUGUGGAUCAGCCUUUCUCUUGCCCUGCGGAACCUAAGCCUGGACCAGUCUGCGCGGCACUCUGAUCUGGCAGUCGGGGGAGCUCUGUGGUUCCCUGACCUCACCACACCGGACUCUACCUGGAUCAUCCCGGUUUGUCUGGGCCUCACCAACCUGCUGAUCAUUGAGAUCUUUUCGCUGCAGAGACGCGAAGCCUCUCGUGUCCAAAAGCUAGUUACCAAUGCUGUCAGAGGAUUCUCAGUCCUCAUGGUUCCAGUUGCCGCCACAGUUCCAGCGUCUAUGGCUCUGUACUGGUGGGUCUCCAGCCUGGUGGGUCUGUGUCAGAACCUGCUCCUACGUUCUCCUGCCGUCACCAGGAUGCUUGGUGUCAAAGCGCCGGAUUCGCCGACACCCUACCGAGACCUGCUGGCUGCCCUCCACCACAGAUUCUUCCAGAGGAAGACCUGACCCUCGAUGAUGCCACUUCCUGUCUCAGCUCAAUAAAGAUUUUA
Synchiropus splendidus (mandarinfish) is the source of this 1232-nucleotide messenger RNA. Its product is annotated as cytochrome c oxidase assembly protein COX18, mitochondrial. Gene Ontology annotation, cellular component: mitochondrial inner membrane. The record is from RefSeq and is a predicted model, not a curated record. The transcript is spliced from 6 exons. Bases 244 to 1188 code for a protein of 314 amino acids. Gene Ontology annotation, biological process: mitochondrial respiratory chain complex IV assembly; protein insertion into mitochondrial inner membrane from matrix. Gene Ontology annotation, molecular function: membrane insertase activity. NCBI's taxonomy places the organism in Eukaryota, Metazoa, Chordata, Actinopteri, Syngnathiformes, Callionymidae.